Messenger RNA from Pteropus alecto (black flying fox), 3317 nucleotides. RefSeq names its product dual specificity phosphatase 22 (gene DUSP22). Gene Ontology annotation, biological process: transforming growth factor beta receptor signaling pathway; protein dephosphorylation; positive regulation of JNK cascade. The record is from RefSeq and is a predicted model, not a curated record. Gene Ontology annotation, cellular component: cytosol. Lineage: Eukaryota; Metazoa; Chordata; Mammalia; Chiroptera; Pteropodidae. The coding region runs from base 520 to 1137 and encodes 205 amino acids. Gene Ontology annotation, molecular function: protein tyrosine/serine/threonine phosphatase activity. The transcript has 7 exons.
CGACCACUGGGCGUCAGUAGUUCGCGCCUUCUCUUCAACGCGGACACCUAGGAGCCCUGUUCCUCACCCACCCCUGUACCCAGCUGCCGGGGAGCCCUGGUCUGCGCUCCUUUUCCCCGCGUGACAGCGGAGGAGCGGUGGUCACGCGGCAAGGCGCCAGGGGCCCGACUACAAGUCCCAGGAACCGGCAGGGGAGGGGCGCGCGGGACUCACGCGGGGAGUUCACGGGCAAAGCGAGACCAUUUCCCGGCAAGGACGUCGCAGCCCUGCCCGGCUCGAGCCAGGAAGUCCGCGGCGGAGAAGCGGAAAACCCUAUCGUCCGUGCCGGGUUCCCUGUAGCAAGCCUAGUCGCCCGGACCUCCCCGAUUGUCGUUGUUGUUAAUACUGCGAGCACGAAAUUCCUCCCCAGCGCCUCCUCCCCUCCCGCCCCACCUGCUCCUCCCCCUCCUGUUUGCAACACGCCAUUAGGGAGCCUGCGACCUCAUUGCCAAAGUUCUUAAGAGCUCGCAUUCGGUCACCAUGGGGAAUGGGAUGAACAAGAUCCUGCCUGGCCUGUAUAUUGGCAACUUCAAAGAUGCCAGAGAUGCAGAGCAGUUGAGCAAGAAUAAGGUGACACACAUUCUGUCUGUCCACGAUAGUGCCAGGCCUAUGUUAGAGGGGGUUAAGUACCUGUGCAUUCCAGCAGCGGAUUCACCAUCUCAAAACCUAUCAAGACAUUUCAAAGAAAGUAUUAAGUUUAUUCACGAGUGCCGACUCAGUGGAGAGGGCUGUCUUGUACACUGCCUGGCCGGUGUCUCCAGGAGUGUGACUCUGGUGAUCGCAUACAUCAUGACCGUCACUGACUUUGGCUGGGAAGAUGCCCUGCACACUGUGCGUGCGGGGAGGUCAUGUGCCAACCCCAACCUGGGCUUCCAGAGACAGCUACAGGAAUUUGAGAAGCAUGAAGUCCAUCAGUACCGGCAGUGGCUGAAGGAAGAAUAUGGAGAGAGCCCUUUGCGGGAUACGGAAGAAGCCAAAAACAUUCUGGGUAAAUAUAAAGAGCAAGGGCACAUGGAGUCCCAGCCUGGUGCAUGGAGGGGGAGCAGCUUUCAGGCCCUGCCUCCUUUGGCCUACAGCAACUAUACUACAGAGACCUAACACUGCAACCUGGUGCCUGCCUUUCCGCUGGGCCUCCUGGUGUGCUGGCUGCCACCUCAGAGGACAGGAAAGGGAGGGUGGUGAAGAAGGUGGAUCCAGGCUUCUUCUCAGGACCCCACCCAGCCCUGCUUCAGGCCCCUCUACUCGGCCCACUCCUGCCUAGCCAAAGCCCGCUGCACUGCCUGGAUGCUGCCCUAUUGCCCAUACUGCCGCGCACCUCUGUGCGAAUGUGUCUGUGCAUGUGUGAAUGUGUGAACAGUGCUGGAAAAGACAAAAUCCACACUGCCAGGAUUGGUGUCUCCACAUUUCCCUUUGUCCAGGACUCCACAUGGAAGGCUUUAAAGUUGACAUCUGAAAAGCUGCUCAUUCAGAAGCAGCCUGUGCCUGUGAGUACACAGGGAGGAGGACUCAGGGGGCUGAGCAGCUGAAAACAGAAGCCUCCUCCAGAACCCAGGGCAGCAGGAGGCCCAGACUCCUUCCUGAGGGUAGUUGCAGGGUUUUGGAAGGUGGUGGGGUUGGUGCUCUGAGCAUUGCCUCUACCUUAAUGAAAGUGCCCCAGGCCUUGGCUCCCUGCUGCCUCAGGUCAAGGCUGGGUUUUCAGCCCAUCCUGUCCCAGAGUUCUAUUUGAAGUGUGUUUUCUGUGGUACUGACUACAUUUUAGUUCCAUGGGGGAGCACUACCACUUCAGCCAAAGCUGUGUGCCCAGAGCACCCUUCCUUUCUCCUUCCAGCUUCACUUAACUCCUAACCUCUUGCUGUUCUCACUCUUCAAGGGGUCUCUUCUCACUUCUCAAGAUUUGCAUGCACCCUUAGGAAUUAGGAAGAAAGAGCACUUAUUAGGCACUCUAGCAGUUUGCAUUUAAAAAAUACAUUUAAAAAUGCCUGAGCACAUAUUAAGCACCUUUGUAUAUGCUGUGGAUUUGAUAUUUGAUCUCAGCUACCUCAUUAAAUAUUUUCUGACAAGGUGUUUUUUGUUAUUCCAAUCAAGUCUGCCUCUUAGUUGAAAAUGUUUGGUCAUAACUGCUUUUAAACCAAAGAGAAAAGCAUCAGUAUCAUUGAGCUAUUUAAAGUUUCUGAUUUGGGCUCCAAUAAUGCUUUCUCGUGGAUAAAAUUUCACAUUUAUGCCUGGGCCAACAGGCCUGAGAGCAUCUAUAGUUUGCAGCUUAGGGCAGCAGGCAUCUUUGUAUGCUGUGAGCAACUCUGUGAUCCAGUCCUUUAUACCAGCUCAGAUUGUUUAAGCAUGCAGAACCAUAAGAGAUGAAAAAAAUAUACUCGGUUUCUCCCUAAGAAGAUAUUGCAAUCCAUUUCUCUGAUUCUACAUAUAGAAAGAACCCCUGAAUAAAAAGAGCAGUUUCCUCAUGCAGUUAUAGGAUAUGUCACAGGAGAGCCCUUUGGGGAACAGGGAGAAUGAAGUCACCUGACUCUACACACUCAUACGGGCCCUAGAUACACAAUGAAAAAGGGAAACAUGACCAUAGAAUUAUCCAUCUACAGCUGAAACAAUUUGCCUAUGAAGUACAUUUUUUCCCUUCAAUCAAAAAGAAAUGUAUAUAUGUUAACUGAAAGAGUAUUUAGGAUAUCAGCUUGAAUGCUUAAAUAUGUGUGUACAUUUAUGAACAUCAAAAUAUAUUUUUAAUAUUUGUUGCCAGUAAUGUUCUUUUUCCACAGCCACACUAGGAAUUCUGAAGUACUGGGCCUUUCUCAGAAGACUGUAAUGUCCCUGAAGUUUCUGAAAUAUUGCAAAGCCACAGAGUUUAGUCUGGUGCUGCCAAAAAGAAAAGCAACCUAAAGUUUAUUUUUAAGUAUCCAGAUGUAAUUUGUAAAUUUGUUUGUUUUUCAUUUUAAACUAAAUACAUGUAUAAUCGUGUUGUUAUACUCUUUAGCAAGAGAGUAUAUUUUUACCUUAAUUUCUCAACUGCAACUAUUUCUUUAACUUUAACUUCAAUGCCUUUAAAGCAGUCUCAGGGCCCUGCUCUACUGUUGUGGUUGCUGCCUAGUGAUCACGAUUGCUUCUUGUGAUGAUUGUGCUGUGUGAACUCUGCUCAUGUGUUCUUAAAUUCCCCAGCUUGGGAUAUACCUCUUGGUGUGUGUUUUAUCUAUGGUUUGUGUUCUCCGUGGUGGCAUUUACCAAAAGCUACACAUUUUUGUUAAUAAAGGGCAACUUAGCCACAUUUAACUUCA